Messenger RNA from Geodia barretti, 308 nucleotides. NCBI's taxonomy places the organism in Eukaryota, Metazoa, Porifera, Demospongiae, Tetractinellida, Geodiidae. The record is from the annotation of a GenBank genome assembly.
CGACUCUGUCAGAGGAGUUCUAGUGCUAAGAAUGGAAGGCAGGUACAUCGCAAUGUAGUUGUGAAGCCAAGAAGGACAGACAGACACCUGUUGGAAAUUGACACACCUCUUCCCACAUACCGGCACCAGAUUGAGGUGACAGCCUAUGCCACUCUCCUCCGCUCUACACAUUAUCAGCUCUAGUGACUUGUGAAGGAAUUCACCAAAUUCUCCUGCUAUGCCACAAGAGACGGUGUUGCAUGAAGUUUGAAACUUCUCUGCAUACCACACAGGUUCACAGCAUUUGUACUUUCCUAACAUGCAUACAA